Biomphalaria glabrata is the source of this 1506-nucleotide messenger RNA. RefSeq names its product fructose-bisphosphate aldolase-like. Lineage: Eukaryota; Metazoa; Mollusca; Gastropoda; Planorbidae. Gene Ontology annotation, biological process: glycolytic process; fructose 1,6-bisphosphate metabolic process. Gene Ontology annotation, cellular component: cytosol. Gene Ontology annotation, molecular function: fructose-bisphosphate aldolase activity. The coding region runs from base 94 to 1257 and encodes 387 amino acids. The transcript is spliced from 9 exons. The record is from RefSeq and is a predicted model, not a curated record.
AGACAAUUGAUCAGCACUCAGAGCCAAAAAAUGCUACUAUGGUAUGGAGAUGUUACACAAGGUAAACCAUCCUAUACAACGACUAGUACGUAGAUGACCCAGAGAAUUAGACCGGCUUAUCCUUUACAGUCACAUAGAGGGAAGCUGCUAAAUAAGGCAAUGGCCGCUACAAGAUUCGCCCAGUACCUGCCUCCUGAUAAAGAAGAAGAGUUAGCUAACAUUGCGAAGAGGUUAACUGCACCUGGGAAAGGAAUUCUAGCUGCAGAUGAAUCUGUUAGCACGUGUGGAAAACGACUGCAAGAAAUCAAUGUUGAAAACACAGAGGAAAACAGACGACGUUAUCGAGAGCUGCUGUUCUCUACCGAUGACUCGCUGGGGGAGAGCAUCUCAGGCGUCAUUCUGUUUGAUGAGACUGCUAGACAGUCGGAUAGCUCUGGAAGGUCGUUCAUCCAGCUGCUGGAGUCCAAAGGCAUUAUCCCAGGAAUAAAGGUAGAUAAGGGCGUGGUUCCCUUGGCUGGCACCCACAAUGAAUGCACCACCACUGGGCUGGACGGCCUGAAAGAGAGAUGUGAGGAGUACAAGUCCAUGGGCAUUCACUUUGCCAAGUGGCGAUGUGUGCUGAAGAUAACCAAGUUCACGCCAUCUUAUCAGGCCAUGUUAGAGAAUGCCAAUGUACUGGCCAGGUACGCCAGUAUAUGUCAGCAAGCUGGACUAGUACCCAUCGUAGAACCGGAAGUACUGCCUGACGGUGACCAUGACCUAGCUACAGCAAGAAGAGUCACCGAAGAAGUGUUGGCCUUCCAGUACAAAGCCCUCGCUGACCAUCACGUAUUCCUUGAGGGGACGCUGCUAAAACCCAACAUGGUGACCGCUGGUCAAGGUUUCACUGGGCGAACCAGCACGGAAGAAAUAGCAAUGGCCACUGUCCAGGCUUUGUACCGUACAGUUCCAGCUGCAGUAGCAGGCGUCGUAUUUCUGUCUGGGGGUCAAGGCGAGGAGAGCGCCACCAUCAACCUGAAUGCCAUCAACAGGGUACCUCUCAGACGACCUUGGCCUUUAACUUUCUCCUAUGGACGUGCACUUCAGGCUAGUGUCUUGACUGCCUGGAGCGGACGUGACGACAACAAAAAGGCAGCACAAAACGAGCUUCUGAAAAGAUCAAAGGCAAACGGUCUAGCAUCACUGGGCGAGUACAAAGGUGGACUAGAGGGCCUCGCCGGAGAGAAGUCUCUGUUCGUCAAAGAUCAUGCCUACUAAAUUGAGCAACACAGCUACUGAUCACAUCGUUACAUGAAUUGUCUGUCACGUGACGUCCCGUGAUAUGUGUCACACCUUAUCUCUAGUCAGACAACAAAACUCACAAAUCUUGCAAACAUUUUCUCUAGACCUUGAACUUCUGCUGGUUUUUCAAAUACUAUCUUUGUUUUUUGCAGGCAUUCGUAAUAGGAAUUCAUAUUUAUUAGGAGAAAAUUACAAAGCAUAAAAUAAAAAAUAAUAAUAUAAUAA